Messenger RNA from Mizuhopecten yessoensis (Yesso scallop), 1584 nucleotides. Its product is annotated as protein yellow-like. The transcript has a single exon. NCBI's taxonomy places the organism in Eukaryota, Metazoa, Mollusca, Bivalvia, Pectinida, Pectinidae. The coding region runs from base 71 to 1309 and encodes 412 amino acids. The record is from RefSeq and is a predicted model, not a curated record.
UUUAACCAAUAAGAAUGCUCCGUCUACCCAGUAGGAAGCUCUAUAAAAACGAGACCCGAGCUCCAGAUAUAUGUAUGCUGUUGGGAAUUCUGUCAUGGCAGUUCUACUAGAUAACGUGUCCCUGUUCCUACUGUGGACUGUGUACAUGCACAGUGUAUCCAACGGACAAGACAUUGUCUACCAUUGGAAAUCCCUGGAUUACUCUUGGCCAAACAGCACCGUUAAACAACAAUAUAUCGCAGACAAGCAAUUCAUAGUGGAAAAUAAUGUCAUUUCUGGGAUCAAAGUCUUGGAUGGAAACGUUUAUGUGACGGUGCCAAGAUGGAAGCCAGGCGUCCCAUCAACGCUGAACAAGAUCAUUACAAAUCCAACAAAUAUAGAAGAAAGCAUUUUAGAACCAUACCCUACUUGGAGAAUGCAGACUUUGGGUGAUUGUGGUGCGCUACAGUAUGUUCAGAGCAUGGAGGUUGAUCCUAACACUGGCUAUAUGUGGAUAAUAGACGUAGGACGCAUUAACAUCCAAACGGACCAGCCGCAAAAUAUUUGUCCUGCUAAACUGAUCAUCUAUGACGUCCGAAAUGAUCGUCUCGUUCACGUGCACGAGUUCCCCGAUGCUGUUGUGUCUAGAACGUCAAAUUUCAUGAACGACAUUGUUUUGGAUUACGUCAAUGGUGUCGCCACAUUUGCAUAUAUAACAGACUCUGCAGACGCAAAGCUGAUUGUGUAUGACCAUAAUCGGGAUACGUCGUAUUAUUUCAAACAUGCAUCAAUGGAAAUAGAACCCGGCACAGAGACAAUUGUAGUCGGCGACAAUAAUGUGACAACACGAGUUACUAUUGAUGGAAUAGCCAUGAGCUCGGACUUCCAUUUCGUCUACUACUGCGCGUUGAAUGCUUACUGGCUGUACAGAGUACCGACAAAUGUACUCAGGAAUACAUCAGCCAUCUUUUAUGUGGAAACAGUUGGCCGAAAAAUUGACCUCACGGGCGGAAUGGUGUUCACUGAUACAGCUUUGUAUUACGGCGGUUUGACCACGAAUGCUGUUUAUAAGUGGUCAUUUGGUCAAGUGAAUAACCAAGAGAUGAUCCUCUCCAACAAUACUAGUCUUCGCUGGGUGGACUCGUUGGCCAUGGAUGACCAACAGAAUCUAUGGCUAGUUGCGAACGGUUUGGACUUGUUUGUGGCUGGAAGAAUGGAUUUUGCGAAAACACAUAUGUACAUUUGGAAAAUACCAAUGGGAGAAAAUGGAUACCUGUCUUCUGCAAUAACGCGCACAAAAGACGAAACUUCUUCUGUGAUAAUCGGUUAAAAACUACAGAUUUAUUUUUGUGGACAAAAUCAUAUGUCUCGCUUUACUAGUCAGUAUGCAAUUACACAAUGUUUUUCACUUAUUUGUCCUUUGACUUUGAGUACACUAUAAUUUCAUGUUUUAAAAUUACAAAGUUUUGCAUUUCUUUGACCUUUGACCUAGAGGUGAAGAUUUUAAUGUUCGUGGUCUGCGAGUGGGAUAAAACUGGAGUCAUUCUAUCAUUCAGUUCCCAUACAAUCAAGAGAAUACACGAUGAAUUUCCAUUGAUAAAUCAU